AUUGUAAAAUUUGUAAAUUAUAAGAGAUGUUAAAAAGUUAGAAAAUUUCUUUAAUUUGUGUAUGUAGUAUUGAGUAUAAAAUUUUCAUAUUUUCCAUUAAAAUAUUAUUAAAUAUAGUUUAAAGAGGAGGAAAAAUAAAGAAGUAGAAAUAAUGUACAGUUUUGAUGGUGAUUUUAGACGUAGACCAAUACAAAACUUGGGUGGUAAAACUACAACAUCUGACCGAGAUGAAGUUAUACGUAAGGCUCAAGUCGAACGAGAAAAACGUAAUUUAUUAAGACAACAAAACAAUGGGGCUAUUAUAUUACAAUCGUAUUCUCGAAGUUUCUUGCAUCGACAAAGGAAAAAACGUCUAGAACGAGAAAAAUUUGAUGAAUUUCUGAAGGAAAAUAAUCAUUUAUUACAAAAUGAAAAUAAUUUAAGUGUUGCAUUAAGACGUUUGAUAUUUUUUUAUUCCCCUGAUAAAGACUGUAAUCGACUAGUUGAAGUAUGUCAACAAAUUAUUAAAAAUCCAGACAGAAUAAUUGUGAACGCAGUAACGGAUUCUAUUUGGUUACAUCGAAUAAAAAAACUGCUUAAUUUAUGUUUAACUCAAUUGGGUGUGCAAAAUUCAAAUCAAACAAUACCAUUAAGAACUUUAGAAACAUUUGCAUCAGGAAAUUAUAUCAUAAAGUAUAUGCAAAAAGAAACAAAUUUAGAGGACAAUGAUAAAAUAUCAGAGUUGAGAGAAAAGUUUUUGAAGAGCUUAUUUGAUUAUUUAAUCCAGAACGGAAAUUAUUUCAAACGAAUACGUAUAAUUUUAGAAAAUAAAUGCCCCCCAUUGGAUGGCGAAACAACACAGCCCCCAAAUCAAUUAUGCCGAGCUCUUUUCGAAAUGAUUUUGUGGCCAAUGCAAUUAGUUAAAAAUAAUGAACACAUGUAUUGUGAAUCAUUUGCAAAAUAUAUUUUAAGUCCAGAAUUUAGUGAACCCAUACGGUAUUUUAUACUUCCCAGUUUGGCGACAAGAAGAGAUUUUCCAUUUAGUCAACUAAUAAAUUGUUUAGGUUCCAAACUUUGUAAUCGAAAUUUGCAAAAAAUGGAUAUUGAUGAUCAGGAAUUAUUUACCCACAGCAAUAAUAAUAAUACUAAAUUUGUGAAGAAUGAAUCCAAUACGGAGCUCUUUUCUUCAUUUCUCCUAAAUUCAAUAUUUAUUUUAGAUACGGAUGUAUUAGAUCAAUUAGGUAAGGACGGUAUAUCUCUGGGAAACUAUAUCAAAAUUAUUUCAACUAUCUCACCAAAAAUUUUGAAUUUACCUAAAUCGACUUUAAAGCAGAAUACAAUUGAUGACUUGGAUGACGAUGGUGUGUCAGAUGAUUCUGAUUGCGAGAUGGCUGUUUUAAAAUCAAAUCCACCUCUGAUAUCUUCAAUUGAAACUAAAACUUUAUUGGAAAUCGUAAAUUAUCUCAACAGUACAGCCCGAGUUAAAUUAAUUUGCGAGAAUGUAAAUAAAUUUAUAGCAGAUCCGGAAAUUUUAUACUCACUUUGUAAACUUUGCCACAACUUGAUGGUGUACAACAAGAAUGCUAUAAUGAUUUACGAACUUCUUUAUAAUUUAGCUUUCAUGCCUGAAUUUAUACGAGCUAUUUGGUAUACUUUAGCAUCACAAUCAGCAAAACAAGGUUUUUCCUCUCCUCUGAUAUUAAUAUCGAAAGGGAUGGUACCAAAAUCCGAAAUAGAAAUUAAUCGUACAAUUGCAUUUUUAGCAACAUUUUGCGCUCUUUUUGGCCGUCUUUUACCAACUAGGCACGAUGGGGAAUUUAAAAGAGAGCACUCUUUUCAACAGGAUUGUUAUCAAGGUAAAAGUGAUAAAUUAAUGCCGUUUUCGAUUGAAGAAAUCGUCCAACUAAGUAAGACAUUGAAGGAAAUAUCGCUCGGUUUAGUUGAAUUGGCAUUUCCAGAGACAAGAUCUGCGCUUAAUGAACAUUAUAGAUCAGUUUUGGGGCGCAGCCAUUCUGAUGAUGAGAAAAUAAAGCAGAAGAAACAAGUUUGGACAAACUUACUUAAUGUUGUUGUAACGGUUUUAAAUCAAAUUCAUGCUCGAGAUCUGCGGAUGUCAUUUUGUCCUGAAAAUCAUUGGACAGUUUUGACUUUAAAUUUGCCAUUGGAUAAGCCAACAGAUUUACCGUUAACAAGAGCGAGCAGAAUGCGAGGCAUAAGACCUUUUCAGCCGAUCAGAGACUUUACUAGAGAAGAUUUUGAAAAUAACGAUGGACCUCCCAUAUCCACUAAACAAAUUAGAUCAAUUACUAUACUAAGAGAAAUUCCAUUUGUUGUACCGUUUAAUCAGAGAGUUAGUAUUUUACAAGGUCUGAUCGCUGCUGAUAAAAUUAGAGUUCAAGGUAAUCUACAAGGGUUUUUACAUGGCCCUUCAAUAUUAUUGACCGUUAGAAGAUCACAUUUAUAUGAAGACGCGUAUGAUAAAUUAAGACCAGAGAACGAACCUGAUUUGCGACAUAAGUUUCGUGUUCAGUUUACUAAUAGCCUUGGUUUGAGUGAAGUUGGUAUUGAUGGUGGUGGACUAUUUAGAGAAUUUCUGUCUGAACUCAUAAAAACAGCGUUUGAUCCGAAUCGAGGAUUUUUCAUGAUAACCACCGAUAAUAGAUUAUAUCCAAAUCCUGGUGUUGCUGAUAUUGUUUCGGAUUUUGAGAAACAUUAUUAUUUUAUGGGGCGUAUAUUAGGAAAAGCAAUUUAUGAAAAUCUUCUGGUAGAGCUUCCUUUAGCUGAAUUUUUCUUAUCAAAAUUGGCUGGAAAAUAUUCCGAUGUUGACGUACAUCAGUUAGCCUCCUUAGAUCCUGAAUUGUAUAAAAAUUUAUUAUCUCUUAAAGAAUAUGAUGGGGAUGUUUCAGAAUUAGGGUUAGAUUUUACUGUUGUUAGCAAUGAUCUGGGUAAAACUGAAAUCAAAGAUUUAAAACCUAAUGGGAAAGAUAUAAUUGUUAAUUCUUCUAACAAAAUUGAAUACAUACAAUUGAUGGCAGAUUAUAAGUUGAAUAAACAAAUUAGACAACAUUGCGUAGCAUUUCGGAAAGGUUUGUCUAAUGUACUUCCGGUUGAGUGGCUAUACAUGUUUAGUAAUAAAGAACUGCAAAUAUUAAUAUCUGGUGCGGAGAUACCAAUAGAUAGCGAAGAUUUACAAAAGCACUGCAAAUAUGGCGGUGAAUAUAGUCCAGAUCACCCAACAAUACAAUGCUUUUGGAAAGUAUUCGAUGAAUUUACUGAUACACAGAGAAGACAACUACUAAAAUUUGUAACGAGUUGCUCUAGGCCACCAUUGCUGGGUUUCAAAGAUUUAGAUCCACCGUUUUUAAUACAAAAUGCUGGCAAUGAAGAAAGGUUACCAACAGCAAGUACUUGUACUAAUUUAUUAAAAUUACCUGCAUUCAAAACUAUCGAACAAAUGCGUGAAAAGUUAUUGUAUGCAAUACAAGCUGAGGCUGGAUUUGAUCUUAGUUAAAAACAAUAAUUAUAAGAAGAUUUUUUAACUUAAUAUACUUAUGUAUGUGUUUAUGUAUUAAUGCAUAUGAUAUGUACAUACAUAUAAAAUAUGAAAGGUUGGAAAAUAUUAAAAUAAACCUAUAUUUAAAUAAGAAUAUACGAAUGAAAGAAAAUUAAGGUCUCUGUAUUUCUUUCCAAAACUAAACUAAGAUAAAAUUGAAAUAUAGAUUAAGUUGU
Messenger RNA from Condylostylus longicornis, 3708 nucleotides. Its product is annotated as ubiquitin-protein ligase E3C. Bases 152 to 3490 code for a protein of 1112 amino acids. The record is from RefSeq and is a predicted model, not a curated record. Gene Ontology annotation, molecular function: protein binding; ubiquitin protein ligase activity. The transcript is spliced from 4 exons. Lineage: Eukaryota; Metazoa; Arthropoda; Insecta; Diptera; Dolichopodidae. Gene Ontology annotation, biological process: protein polyubiquitination; ubiquitin-dependent protein catabolic process.